AUGGCUUUGGAUCUCAGAUUCUCCCUUACACGUGCAUCGUCCAGAAAUUGUCUUAACACAGACACCCCACAGUUUCAAAAAGACCAAAAACCUGCUGUACAAAUGGAAGAUAGCUCUACGUCCUCGACGACAGUCAGCUCCUUCCAGUUCAACGGUAACUUGGGUGCAAGGCAAGAACUUGCAAGACUCCGUGACUUUUUCUAUUCGUGGCUACAGCCUGAAAAGCACAGCAAGGAAGAAAUGAUCUCUCAGUUGGUCAUAGAACAGUUUUUGAUGAGUGGACACUGCAGGGACAGAGCUGCACUUAUACAGCAGUGGGAAUCCCGAGGCAGAAACCUGCAGACGCUGAUAGAAGACCUCGAUGAUGACAUGCAGAAAUCACCCUUAGUUCAUGUCUGCAUGCAAGGACACCAAGCCUUCUUUUCUGAGAAUAUGCCUUUAAAAGAAGUCAUCAGUCUUUUCACUAAGCAGAUGCCAGCAGGAGCCCCAACAGAAGAUAGCACAAGUAUACAUAUCCAUGCUCCCGCACCCACAAGCACUUCUGUGGCAGCAGCAGCAGACCCAGAAGAUGGUUAUGGCAUUUCUGUGCAGACUACUCAAAAUGGCACUGUUACGACUCACGACUCUCACACAACUUCCUUCGUCAUUACCCUAGAAAUGGUGGACUGUCCUACCCAGAACGAAGAAAGUGUUUCUUCUGAGAACCCACACAACUCCAGAAGGGCAGAGCCAGCAGUGGAUGGUUCCCAGGAAAGCAGCCUGGAGAGGCCAUCUGAUCCACAGGACCCUGCAGAGGUGCCAGCAGAGUGUUCAUCCAGGCCAGAUGAAUCCAUCCCUAAGCCCGAACAGAGCCAAAAGGGAAACUCCACCCACAACAGAUGCCAAAAGCGAUCUCACAAAGCCCCACAGUCACUCAAAUGUGACCAAUGCAACAUGACCUUUAAAUUCACCUGCAAAUUACUAGCCCACAAGAGAAGACACAGAGACGAGAGACCAUUUGCAUGUGAUCAGUGUCACAAAUGCUUCUUCCAAUCUUCAGACCUCCGUGUGCAUCAAAGGACCCACAGCGAAGAGAAGAUGUACCAAUGCAGCACAUGCAUGGCGUCUUUUAGCCAUGUGACUAACCUAAAAGCCCAUGAAAGAAUUCACACAGGCGAGAAACCCUAUCUGUGUUCCAUUUGCCAGAAACGCUUCCGCCAAUCAUCCACAUACCAUCGCCAUCUGAGGAUGCACCAAAAUGCUGCCCUAAAAUAA
Molecule: messenger RNA, 1254 nt
Organism: Ochotona princeps (American pika)
Lineage: Eukaryota; Metazoa; Chordata; Mammalia; Lagomorpha; Ochotonidae
Gene: ZSCAN4
Product: zinc finger and SCAN domain containing 4
Exons: 3
Coding region: 1-1254 (417 amino acids)
Biological process (GO): regulation of transcription by RNA polymerase II
Molecular function (GO): RNA polymerase II cis-regulatory region sequence-specific DNA binding; DNA-binding transcription factor activity, RNA polymerase II-specific
Source: RefSeq, a predicted model, not a curated record